UAGUAAUAAUAAUAGUAAUUAUAAUAAACACAACGAACCAGGUACUUACUCUGUUUGGAAACAGCUUUAUAUUUGCGCCUGUGCAGACACCGAGGAUGAUGUCUCGGACAGAUUUACCCAGCGCCUCUAGCCGGCACAUAUCAUAAUCAAGGUCCUUUCGGUGGUGUACAGGGGUUGGCACUGUGACCAGUCUUCAUCUGUGCAGCCUGAAACAUAGCAAGCUGUAAUGUUCUGAUGCCUUUCUGUCAGGGCAGUUUUGAUGUGAAGAAUCUGAUAGAGGACGAAUUAAAAAAAAAAAAAAGAAAAAAAAAACUUAUGGAGGGUCAUAAAAUCAAGAUUUCAAGAGACUUGUAUAGUCUCUCAGGGAAUAAUACAGAUCUUUGGGACAGUAUAUGGAAACCUAUUAAUCCAGCCUUCUGCUUGGCGUGCGACUCUAUUUUCCCUGACAGGUUAGCACUUGAAGAGCACACAUGCCCCUUUGUAAACUUUAUUUGUUCAUGCGGUGUUAGUUUCCUUAAUUAUCCUGAAAUGUGGGCACAUAGUACUUUUCACAGCCACAAAGCCACUUGUGUACCAAGUCAUCAAAGUGCAAUCCAGAGCAGGAUAAUUGCUACUAAGGAACAAGAGUCAAAGUUGAAAUUGCUAGAGGCAACAGCAAAGAACCUUGGUCUUCUUCAGAACACUGCACGUCUUGCAUGUUUGCCUUCUCCUAAACCCAUGUACAAAAGUGGACAAACCAUAAACCUGUGCAAGCGUUUCAAGCCAGUUGUAAAGCUAAGGACUAUCCAGAGAUUUUAUUCCAAAGGAAAAUACAUGUGUGCAAUUUGCCAAGAAGUGUUUUGCAAACAGGACGAGCUCAUUGAGCAUGUUAACAGUCACUGCAAGACCUACAUUUAUGGCUGCAAUCAUUGUGGGCUGCUUUUAAUUGGAAGUGUUCCCCCAAAACCUUACCACAGGUGUGGUCCAUUUCAAACAAAUUUUUCAAAAAGGUUUACUGUUGGCCAAAUACAGAAAGACCCAUUAUUAACUUAUUCCUAUGCUUGUCCACACUGCUCUAUAAAAUUUGGUCAUUUGGGGAACCUAGACAACCAUAUAUACCUCAACCACUCCAACAUAAUCAAUGGUCAGGAAACUCCAAAAAUGUUGUCUCAAGUAAGAAGUGUUACAGGAGUGGCCAGGACUUUGGACAGAAUGCCAAAUGAGAUAGAACAAAAUAAGAAAAUGACUUGUGCCCUUUGCGGGAAAAGGUAUGACACGAUCAAGACGCUUGGGAUGCACUGGUGCAAAGUUAAAGUGACUUUGCUAAAGCCAGAGACAAUAGCAAAGAUGUCUGGCAAACAAGAACAACAACAAAUGGAUCCAAAUUAUCUGGCAAAGAGAAGCUGCAGUGAAGUUACCUUUCGGUUUCAGGACAGCUGCAACAUCAAGACCAUUGAUCGGUCAAAGCUAUUAGAAAUAAAAAGUGAGCCAAUAGAAGUGAACCUUAAAAUGAGAACUUUUUCCCAUAGUGUGUCUGUAAAAACUGAGUCUGAAUUGCAGGAUGAUAAUUAUGAACUGAAAAAGACUGAAUCUCUUAUUUUACCAAACAGUCAGGAAUCUGAGGAAAUCUAAAUUGUGGUCUUGGUAGUAUACAUUCAGAAAAAUAAAACCUUAAAAUCUCAUUAGAAUUAUUGUUUUCCUUGGCUUGAUUGUUUGUAACUUAUUUAUAUUAGUACUU
Clarias gariepinus (North African catfish) is the source of this 1717-nucleotide messenger RNA. RefSeq names its product zinc finger protein 883-like. The coding region runs from base 235 to 1611 and encodes 458 amino acids. NCBI's taxonomy places the organism in Eukaryota, Metazoa, Chordata, Actinopteri, Siluriformes, Clariidae. The transcript is spliced from 3 exons. The record is from RefSeq and is a predicted model, not a curated record.